Molecule: messenger RNA, 1029 nt
Organism: Sipha flava (yellow sugarcane aphid)
Lineage: Eukaryota; Metazoa; Arthropoda; Insecta; Hemiptera; Aphididae
Exons: 2
Coding region: 1-1029 (342 amino acids)
Source: RefSeq, a predicted model, not a curated record
AUGAAUCCAUGCCUUUGGCAAGUCAAAAACAAGGACUACCAUGAUCGUGACAAAAAAGAAGCUGCUUAUAAAUUGCUCAUAGAAAAACUUGGAGAAAUUGAGCCGGAUGCUAACAAAACAGCAGUUGUGCGAAAAAUUAAUAAUUUGAGAAGCAAUGUCAGAAAAGAAAAGAAGAGGUAUGAACAAUCGUUGAAGUCUGGGGCAUCUGCUGAUGAUGUGUAUCAUGUAAAAUUGUGGUACUACGAUUUAUUUGAUUUCUUGCAUGAUCAAAUAUCACCCAGGGAAUCUUCAUCCAACUUGGAUAGUGACGAAGAUAGUUGUGAGGGACAUUUAGAUCAACAAAAUUCACCUAACGGUGAAACAGUUAACAGUGAAACAACUAAUAAUAACGAGGUCCAAUCAAGAUCAUCAAAUAAUUAUUCAUCACGCCCACCAAAACCGGAUAAAGCAAAAAGAAAAGAUGAAUCCAUAACACAUGAAUUAUUAGAAUCUGUACGAGAUCAUUUUAAACGUCCUCGUGAAAAAACAGAAGACCGCUGUGAUGUUAUUGCCAAAAAUAUUGCGAUGAAACUGAGGGCUUUAGAUGCAACUAACCUGUGUGUCGUAGAAAAGCUUAUAAAUGAUCUACUGUUUGAAGCAGAAAUAGGACACCUCACACCCGAUCACGCCUAUAUUAACAUGAGAGAUAAUUUGAGGCAACAUCAACGAAGCUAUGUUCCUGCUCAGCAAUAUCAACAACAGGUUCAUUAUCAAUCAUCUCCUAUUUUCAAUGAGUCAUAUGCCCCAAGUUUUGUUUAUUCAGGAAGUCCUAGCCCACCUUGUUUUCCUUUACAGUCUGGUCAACAUUCACAGCAUAGAUCUCAAUUAUUACCACCUAGCCAUAUAAACAACAGUCAACAAGCCGAUACCUACUCUAUAGAAAUGCAAACACCUACAAUUCAAGUCUAUCACGAUGAAACAGCGGCACUACCAUCGAAUCCAGGUUCUACAGCGACAUUUAUCAAUAAUUUCAACCCUGAUUUGGUAUAA